Molecule: messenger RNA, 3199 nt
Organism: Orbicella faveolata
Lineage: Eukaryota; Metazoa; Cnidaria; Anthozoa; Scleractinia; Merulinidae
Source: RefSeq, a predicted model, not a curated record
GUUCCUCGAGAUGUUUUAUUUGCUUUUCCCCUCUUGGUAAAAGCACACAUCACAUCUAGUUCUUGUGCCACGGCACCAUAGGACACACAUGUAUAAUGGGGGUUCUGGAUCAGACAAAUCUCGGCCUUAUAAGACGCUCGGCGUCUUGGAGCCCAAGUUGUUUGAGUCCAGAACCCCCAUUAUACAUGUGUGUUAACUGCCCGCGAUUGUUGAUCUAGGAUUAUUUUCCAAUUGAACAAGGGGCAUGUCUUGACAUAGAAAAGCUAUGGCCGCGUCAAGGUCUUCAUCUGAUGUGAUAGAGAUGUUUUACGGUCCUAUCUGGCGCGAAGAGAACGCGAGACUUCAGCCCCCUAUAAGGCCCACCAGGGAUUUUGAUUUUCAGUUGGCAAGAACCAACUUCAACGAAUGGCUUCGUGUGUGGAAAAUAACAGUUCCAGAAGCCUAUAAAUUCAAAGCAGACCUUCUGUUUUUAACAGAGACAACGCGGCAACAGUAAAUAGCGUAUUUCGCCGAUUCAUUGAUGAAGUCAAAGGUGAAAUAGAAGCCUGGUCUCAAAGAGGCUCAGGCUGGGCGGUAGAAGGCGUCUUUCGCCCAAUACCAGCCCUUUCGUGGAGGCAGUUACAUGCCGCUGCCCAAAAAGCUACAAAACAAAAAAGCGAUCAUCAACGUCCAAAACCGGGACAACAAGUGCUUGAGAUGGGCGCUGCGUGCGCCGCUGUUCCCACCGACCGAUAGGAACAACGUAUCAAGACCGUCAAGAUACCCCACAGAAGACGGGCUGAAUUUUACAGGAAUAGACUUCCCAACGCCCGCAUCACAGAUAAAUAAGCUAGAAAAACAAAACCCGCAUCUGGCUAGAAGCGUGUUUGGCUGGGAAAAAGAGCGCGUGAUCGUGCAUAGGCUCAGCGAAAAAGAGGGAAGCCUCCCGAGAAUCAACUUGAUGUUGAUACAGAACAACGAAAAAUCCCAUUAUACCUUCGUGAGAAGGUUGAAACCUUUGUUGUAUGACCAAAGAAGGCAUAACAGCGGCAAACAUUUCUGCGAAAGCUGCCUGCACGUUUACACGACAGCGGAGCUGCUGGAAAGGCACAAACCCGAAUGCAUGGGGCAGCUGAAAAGGCCGGCGAGGACAGAGCUGCCCAAAGAUGGCGAAAACAAGGUGAAGUUCAGGAACCACUACAAGCAGAUGAAAGCGCCGUUCAUGGUUUACGCCAACUUUGAGUCUUUGAUAAGGAAGACACAUGGCUGCGCUAAAAAAGGUCAGGCGACGAUCAAAACAGAGGUCCACGAGCCCUGCGGUUUUUUGUACAUAAUCGUGAAAAGCGACGGCCAGACGUACGGCCCGUUCGUGUACGUUCCUAGACACAUUACCGAGCGGUUUGUAUACGCAAAUCCGUAGGUGUCGUUUUUUGCGAAAUGCAGAAUUGUAUCUAGGUAUGUAUACAGGUAUACUUGAUUGUACUGUUAAACUCCCUGAAGAAGUGUGCGCUAGUCACACGAAACGCAUAGGAGAAAAUAAAAAAGUUUUACAACUCAAGUAGUUCGCAGACGUGCUGCUCACUGGUUUUACUUUUAAAAAAAAUCUCCUGAUGCAGGCCAUGGUGCGGGUGCAGAAAAGAGGAAGCUGCUCCUGAAGAAAGGGAUUUGUCCUUGCGCAUACAUGGACAGCUUUGAAAGGUUCGCCGAGACAGAGCUCCCGGCCAAAGUAGAGUUCUUCUCGAAGCUAGCCUGAAAAGGGAUAACAGACGAAGAGUACGCCCACGCGAAGAAGGUCUGGGCCGAGUUCGGAUGCAAAACCGUCCGCGACUAUCACGAUCUAUACGUGAAAACCGACGUCGUGCUGCUGGCAGAUGUGUUCGAAAACUUCCGAAAAGUCUGCAUGAGGAGGUACGGGCUAGAUCCAGCACAUUAUUACACAGCCCCCGUUUUGAGCUGGGACGCGCUGCUGAAAAAGAUCAGCGUAGAGCUAGAGCUUUUGACCGACCUGGACAUGCACCUGUUCAUCGAAAAAGGCAUGCGGGGCGGCAUCUCAAUGGCGAGCAAGCGGUACGCGAAGGCCCACAACCCGCGGGCGGCCGACUACGACCUCGCCAAGCCUUCUAAAUUCAUCACGUACCUGGACGCGAACAACCUGUACGGCUGGGCAAUGAGCCUGCCGCUGCCCAAAGGAGGCUUCAAGUGGAAGAGAGUGAUGCCCACGCAAGAGUAAAUUAUGAAACUGAAAGAAAACCUGAAGAAAGUGGUCUUGGAGGUGGACCUGGAGUAUCCGGAGGAGCUCCACGAAUCCCACAACAGCUAUCCUCUUGCGCCAGAGAAAAAGGCAGUAGGGGUGGAGAAGAUGUCAGAGUAUCAAAAAAGAAUGAUGGACGAUCUGGGGCUGGACUUCCCGAAAAGCGAGAAACUGGUGCUCACGUUGGAGGAAAAAAGCAAUUACGUCGUCCAUUACAAGAACCUGCAGUUUUAUCACGACCAGGAGCCGUGGAUGGAGCCCUACAUCCAGAUGAACACGGAAUUCAGGAAAGAAGCGAUGAGCGAAUUCGAGACCAACUUCUACAAACUGAUGAACAACUCGGUGUUCGGCAAAACGAUGGAAAACCUGAGAAACUACGUCGACGUGAAGAUUGUCCGCAGCUGGGAGACCGACAAGAGCCGCCGCCUGGUACCUAGCCCCUCGUAUACGAGGCACGAGAUACGCGGAAACGACCUGGCGAGCAUCCACAUGUACAAAACGCGGCUGCUCUUGGACAAGCCGAUCUACACCGGCAUGACGAUCUUAGAGAACAGCAAGAUUUUGAUGUACGCCUUCUUCUACAACCAGACGAAAGCCCGAUAUGGGCAAAAGUGCGAGCUGAUCUACACAGACACCGACAGCCUGCUCAUGGAAAUAGAGACGGACGACGUCUACAGAGACAUGGCGGAAGACCUGGUCCUGUAUGAUACAAGCAAUUAUCCCAAAGAGUACCCGCUCUACAGCAGCAAAAACAAAAAGGUGCUGGGGAAGAUGAAAGACGAGUGCGCGGGAAGGGUGAUCGAUGAAGCGGUGGCUAUACGGCCAAAAAUGUAUUCGAUCAUAGAAGAAAAAGAAAAAAAUAUCAAGAAAGCCAAGGGAGUAAAAAAGAACGUGGUAGAAAAAGAGAUCCAGCAUGAGCAAUACAAAGAGGCACUGUUCGAGAAAAAGUAGUUCUGGCACGGGAUGAAC